GGUUGGGGACACCCAUUGGCUCUUCCAAGUUGAGCCACCUCUUCAAAAUGCUUGAUCUAUGCUUUUAAAAUGAUCAAAACUUCAUUUGUAACGAUCCAAAUAGACACAACUAUAUAUUUCAACUAACUGAAUACUCAUUUUACAUAAUGAUAUAUACAUGAGUGCAUUUUAAGAACUUAUCGUGGGAUGUCCAUAAAGUUUUUUAUUAUUUGAACAUGUUUAAUUUAAAAUAUACACAAUUUUUUUAUUUUAUAUAUUUACAAUAUAACACAAUAUAAAACUCCACAUCUUUAUUGUCGUUCCUCAAGCAAGUGGUGAGUCGGAAAUGAGUCAAACAAACCCGUAUUAAGGUAGAAGAUGAAUGAGAUUUUGUUAUUUCCUUCAACUUUUUUUCUUCUCUUCCAAAAGCUUCAAGCUCUCUGAAGAGAAAGUAAGUGCAGGAAGAAAAAGGCUAAAUCAUGCUACUUCCACUCCAAAAGCAAGCCCACCCACACGCUAAAGCAAAACCCAAGCCCACUAAAAUAGACCGUUGCGGUCCCAGGUAACGGUUUUCUUUUUCCCAUCCUCUCUCUCCCUCUCUUCCCGGAUACAAAAAAGCUACUAUCUUUUUCUCUGGUUUCUGUGUGGAAGAAGAAUCAGAAUCUCCCCGACAGAAGCAGCAGCAAGCACAGUCACAAAAUCCAAACCCUAACUCAAUCCAUUUCCUCAAUGCGUGUCACACUCUUCCAAGAAUCUCUUCCCCUCCCUUCUAUAAACUCCUUUCCACGUCUCCUCUCACUCUAACACCUCCGCCAUGUCUCACCACCAAACCACCCUCAUGCUGCCCAAUCCCACCACCCCUACCCGCUCCUCCUCUGCCUCCUCCUCCCCUCUCCCACUCAUCCACGCCAUCUUCGCCAGAAAAAACCUCUUCUACCACCGCCUUCCCUCCCUACCCCUCCGACUCUCCGUCCUCAAGCUCGAUGGCUCCUCCUUCCAUAUUCAGGUUCCCAAGACCGCCACUAUUGCCGAACUCAAAGACGCAGUCGAGGCUGUCUUCGCUCACGCACCUCUCAAGGGUCCCGCCAAAAUUUCAUGGGCGCAUGUUUGGGGACAAUUUUGCUUAUGCUAUGAUGGACAGAAGCUAGUUACCGAGGAUGAUUAUCUUCGAAACUAUGGCAUCAAGGAUGGUGACGAGCUUCGUUUCAUCCGCCAUGUUUCAAACAAUUGCUGUGUCCAAAGAAAGCGGUUGAAGAAAAGAAUUGUCUAUUUGAAACCGCAGAGGAGGUGCAGGUCUUCUCCAGUGGAUAGCUAUCAAGACAAAAGAAAGAGUGAUAGUGAUGAGAUUGGUUCUGACGAUGAAGCCACGGAUAAUGAGAAAUAUGACACUGAAGAAGUAGAAGAAGAGCGUGUUGUAAAGAACAAAUUUGCUGGCUUUAUGGGAGAGUUGUUCUCUUACACUCCACUGGCAGUUGUAAGACGAACUACAACUAAAAGCAGGAUUUGGCCAUCAACUAUUCCCAGAUGUUUGGUGGGUAGUUUUAGAAAAAUUAGAAGUAUUGUAUGCUUUGGCAGGAGAAGGCCCUAUUCUCGGAGACUUACAUGGAGACAUAUGGGUUAAUAUUUGGAAGAAAUCUGUCCAGAAUAAUGACACUAGCCAAGCCAGACGAAAACUGAGAUAUAAAAAUUUUGGUUCCUAUGGAAAUUAUGUGCGUCUGAAAUUGUAUUGCCGGCAUUGACCAAGAGAUGGCAGCUAGAUGUUGAUCUUGCAUAUUUUCAGUUACUUGUGAAGGUUAGAAACAUCAAUUACUAGAUGGGUUAAUUUGAUCCUUAAAUAUAGAUAGGACCAUGCAUCCUUCCUCUCUUGGAUGGUAAUUAAAUUUAGACCCAGUGAAUAUAUGCCAUCAGUACUCAUGAUGUGAAGAGGAGAUAGUAUUUGAAUUUAAUCAGCAGCUUUUGUUUUUU
This is a messenger RNA of Vigna radiata var. radiata (mung bean), 1944 nucleotides long. RefSeq lists its product as uncharacterized. Gene Ontology annotation, biological process: mRNA splicing, via spliceosome. The transcript is spliced from 5 exons. Lineage: Eukaryota; Viridiplantae; Streptophyta; Magnoliopsida; Fabales; Fabaceae. The record is from RefSeq and is a predicted model, not a curated record. Bases 794 to 1600 code for a protein of 268 amino acids. Gene Ontology annotation, cellular component: U12-type spliceosomal complex.